AUGGCAUCAGGUUCCUGUUUGUCCGCUGCGGACAGAGGCAGUUCUAAGCGAGCUCCCUUAAUUUCAACCAAAGAGAAGAGGACUGUGGUGGAUGGGCAGCCCAACCCUUUAACACACAACAAACGAGCUGUGCCUCUAAAGAGGCUGGCCAGUGCAGAAGAUGAUCUGGUGUUGGGUGUGGAAGCUUCUUUGUAUGACAAAAACUUAAACCGUUUGACUGUACAAGAAUAUAUAAGAUCUCUAAAACCACAAUCAGGAAAUCCAUCUUUAUCAAGGUGGAACAGUGUGGUCUCAUCCUUUUCAGUUAGUACUGGAAUCAAAAGUGUAAUGGAUGUUUUGGAUCGCUGGCAGGAUGAUCCAGAAGAGGUUCUGUUAGACCUGGGCUUUGGUGUAGACGAACCUGAUAUUUCUAUCAAAAUACCUUCAAGGUUUAUAAACUGCCCAUCGAGUGCAGAAGGAAUUAAUAUCAGAGUCUUCCUUGAGGCACAGAAGAUGCGGAUGGAUACUGAGAACCCUGAUUACUGUAAUCGUUUCCGACAGCUGGAGGUCUUGCAUCAAGUGACCAGUGUCUUUUCAAACUUGUUCAAUAAUGUAAGCAUAAAUACGUCAGGUGUCACUGAACCUCCUGUGACAAUCCCAGAGGAAAAGAAAUCAUCCGAGCUGAAAGAAAAGAGAAAAAAGUUAGCCAUGCUUCUCCGACGAGCCUCCAAACAAGCCAUAAGCAUGGCACAGAGCAAGCAAGAACCACAGAAAUCAACACAAACAUCAGAGAAAGACAAUGGCUCCCCUAAUGCUGCAAGACCAGACGUAAAAAUAGCUUUUAGGCAGCCAAGUCAAUGUCUUCUUGAAAAUGGAUGCCUGUCACCCCUGGAAGAAGAGCAGAGUCCUGCAGCUGAGACACCUCCAGAUUUGCGUCUAGAGAAUGUUGCAGAGAAAGAGAAUCCUCAGACUGCUCCUUUAUCUGGAGUGACAGGGGGUGAACAUUCACCAGCCUUGGAAUGUUUACCAAGAGUCAGAACAUCCUUAGAGUCUCACCAUAAUGCUGCCAGUUCACUGAAAAGAAAACCUGGUGAUCGACAGGCUCCCGAUUCCUUUGAGAUGGAAGAGAUUCACAGCUUUGACGAGGGAAGUGUUUCAGGGAGCAUUUCAGGACCAGUUACUGAAGUCACUUUAGAAGAUUCUGUCAUAAGAAGAGCAAACAGCUGCCAAUCAGACAGUAGUGGAUUUCUGGAGGAACCAUCAGUGCCUUCUCUUUUACAGAAAGCUACAGCAAUGCCUCUGGCUCCAAAGACUCUUCAAAAACUGGAUACUAUCUGUGUGGACAGCCAGACUACUUUCAGGGGAAACAUGGAUCUCUCAACUUCAGAUCCAGAGCAAGAAUUAGACCAACAGAAAAAUGGUUUUACAGCAGAUGAUGAAAGUGGAAGAUCUUCAGAAUUGGAAUUACAGCAAGAGGAUGACUGUUCUUGUUCCCAUAAUGUACAAGUUUCCAUAGUUAAAGGAAUGAACACCUCUGUUAUCCAGGAAUACUUGGAGGUUCCAGGGCCAUUGCAGGGUACAUCACUAGAAGACAGUGGUAUAAACUUAAUUGAAAGUAACAAAGAGCACUUUAACAAAGAAGUGAUUGUACCAGAACCAAUGAAUGACAAUGGAAGCUUAAGCAUUGCUUUAGACGAUCAAGGUCUAAAUGUGCAGCUUGAAAUCAUUCCUAAUUUGGACACAAGUAAAAGUGUUAGACAUCAAGAUGGAGACAUGCAAAUACCACAUAUGCUACUGGAAAACACCCCAGGUUUGGAUUACAAAACAAACAUAUUACCUCUUCCAUUUGGUGAGAAGUCUCAAAACUCAAUUCAAGAGGUUGAGAUUCUCCCUGUUUUUUCUCAGACUGAAGGCCUACAAGAUUGUCCCAUUAAUAUUUUGGGGACCAAUAAAAGCCAAAGUGAAAGAUCUAAAACAGAUCUAGAGGUUAUUAACAGUCAUGCUCUUGAAUCUUCCCCAGACAAAAGUGCAUUUAAUAGCACCUUUCUUUCUAUUAGCCAACAAGCAGACUCAAAAAUGGAUCAAUGUGAAUUCACAGUGCCUUCUUAUAGACCCCAUAUGCUCAAAGAACUUUACCAAACACCAAACCCAAACAUUGUCUUAACCAGAUCUGUAUCUGUACAGAUGCCCUCAAACUUAAGGACCACUUUCCAAUACAGUGUGCCCAAAAGAGGCCAUUCUUUGGAAAUCAUGUCACAAGCACAUCAGCAAGCCAAAACAGAUGCCUACGCGAAAAGGUCAGGGUCUGCUAUUCCACUACUUCACUGUAUGGAUAACAGAAAUGUCUUUGGUCAGACUAUUCUCGAACAUGAGCAAGAUGCUUCCAAACCCUUACUUUCAUGUGAUAGUCAUGGCUACAGCUUCUUGUCCAAUUCUGUAUCAUUGGAUACUGGACUUGUAAAUGAUGAUGGUAACUCCGAUGAGAUGUUAAAUGAUCGUUCUUGUUGUCACCAUCACUGCUGCUGUUCUCCAAGUGGCUAUUCUUCACAUGGCUUUUACGCUCAGGCACCUGAUAAAGUUACAGUGGGUCACCUGCAUAAAACCCUGGAACUACUUCAAUGUGCAAUCAGGAAUGUAGCUGCUUUCCCAUACACAACUAAUGAAAUUGAAAUCAUCACAAAAUCCUUGAGGACAUUUCGUGAAAGGCUGAUAGAAAUCGAAGAAGAGCUUGAUGAUGAGCAGGCUUCAGUUUACAACAUCCUUUCUGAUUUAGAAAAAGAGGAAGUGAGGCAUAUAAAGGCUUUGCGGAAGGCUGUGAGGCAGGAAGUAAACGAGCUGGAGAAUCAACUUGCAGUCCUAGCAUGCCAUUAUGAUGAAGGAAUUCAAAUGGAAAUGCAUCGACUCUUGGAAGUGCAAUCCUAUCUUCUUGCAGAGCUGCAAGUGAAAAGUCUUGUAAACUCGGAAAGAACACCUGAUAUGAAAAUCAAGUCUCCUACCAGAAGUAUCUCCACACAAUGCCUGGCUUUACCUGAGUUAAAGGAGUCAUUCAGGACGUCCUUCAACAGUGACGCGCCGAAAUGAAAACCCUUUCUAAGAGAAGGCACACACAAAAGCUCUCCGGCAGGACUGGGGAAAAAGCCCACAGUCUGGGUUAACUGGAUAAUCACCAGGAAGCGGCACCCAGAGCCCAUCAAGCCGAACAACAGCAAGGAUCACCACAGUGCUGAAACUGGUGCUUCUGAUGAUCUGUAAACCCGCUUAGAAGCCAUUGUACCCAAGCCCCACCCAGAUGAUUUUGCAAUCAGUUUAGUUUUUAACCCUUUUUUACUGAUAUGACUCAGAAUGCUCUGAAUCUGAAUUCCCAAUUAAUGAAUUGCCUGUUGACAAAGACCCCCGUUGAGUACAUCAGUAAGGGAUAUGAACUAGCAGCUUUGGGUACCAACUGACCACUUUUAACAAAUAUUUGGAAAUUACAUUUAAUGAAGAGAUAUUAAAUUGUAUAAUUUGCUACACUGCCCUGUACAUUUAAUGGUAUGUUUUCAAUUGAUUUAAUUGUAUUACAGAUGCAAGAAGGCUUCUGAGUUUAUUUAUAUAAAAAGAAGGGACUUGGACCCACAAAUAACCUCAACCAAGCAUAGACAGUGCCAGAUGAAUGGCUUAGCUGGGUUUCAGUUGUGAUUCAUAGAAAUAUACAGUAAUAGACUGCACCUUGCUUUAAAUGAUUGUUUUAAUUUGUUAUUGUUUUUGGCGAGUGAAAAUCAAUGUGAAAAUUACCUGGUCUGGUCACACUUGGUCUUAACUGAAAAAGCUGCAAUCUGUGUGUGAAAAGAAAGAGACAAGUUUAUGUGUAUAAAAGUAUUUAUUUUUCAAUUUUGUUCACAGAAUUAUUUUGAACACCUUUUUGUUUUUAAAAUGCAUUAGUUUUUUUUUUUUUGUACACCUUACCAUGUGUCUAGUAAAGUACUAGUACAAUAAGUAAAGCCAAAUAAUUACUUCAACUCAGUUUCCUGUGGCCAUUGCUUCGGGAUAUGGCAACUGUGAUAUACAGGCCCAUUACAUAGUCAAAUGUAAUGAUUAACAAUAUUACUGCCUGGUUAGGGAUUUAAUAUGUUUUAGAUUUAAAAGGCUCAAGGUUGCAUUCCUCUGUUGCAAAUAGUGGUAUUUAAAAGACCAACCUGCAUUUAAUUUGCAGGAGGCUGUGUCGUCCAGUGGUUAAAGAAAAGGGCUUGUAACCAGGAGGUCCCCGGUUCAAAUCCCACCUCAGCCACUGACUCAUUGUGUGACCCUGAGCAAGUCACUUAACCUCCUUGUGCUCUGUCUUUCGGGUGAGACGUAGUUGUAAGUGACUCUGCAGCUGAUGCAUAGUUCACACACCCUAGUCUCUGUAAGUCGCCUUGGAUAAAGGCGUCUGCUAAAUAAUCAAAUAAUAAUAAUAAUUUGUUCAUAGAUACUGUAUAUGUGUACAGCCAAAAUUAAAAUGCAUUCCGAAUUGAAUGAGUAAUCAAAUUAUGUAAAAAGAUACUCAAAGCACAAUAUUGUAAUCAACAAUGUUUGAUCUCCUGAACAAUACAAAAAAAAAAAAAGCGAACCUCUUAGCCUUUUCAGGGUUUGAGAUCCAUCGCUAAGUAAAGAUGAUGCAGUGUACUAAACUAGACUGUACUAAACAAGCAAGUCUGUUGCCCAUUGAGAGCUAACAAUCUUGGGAUAAAAAAAAUAUCACUGGGGAUUCGACAUACAUUUAAAAAAUAGAAAAAAAGAAUAUACACCCCACUUUUCCUCUACACCAUUUUAAACUAUGUGGGGUUGGAUAAUUUAAGAGAGCCUCAGACUCCAUCCUGAUUACUUUUCUCAGUGUAUAAUACAAACAAUUGACCAAUAUCAAUUAAUUGUUUCUUACCCAUAACACUGCUCAGGGAAACAGCUAGAAAAAUGCUGGUGAAACAGGCUCGUUACCAUGGUAACAAGCACAAGAACACGUCAAACUUCCUGAAUGCAGACAAACUGAGGAUAUAGGGACCGAAGACCACAGUACAUAUAAUUUCAAGUUGAAUUUGAAAUGCAAUGCAUAUAAACCUUUUUUACGAAAGGUGCUAAAAUCUCAAGAACUUUGUUAGAGCUCAAAAGGGUUUGUUUGAGGCUGUUCAAAUUCCAGAUGAACGUGUUCACUCCAGAUGUAAUGGUUUGGUAUGGCUUCAGGUAUAAAAAAAAAAAUCACCUUGGAGGUUGUUUUUUUCUUUAAGAGUUUCAAUUCCCAUAGCACAAAAGGUAGUUCACUGUUGGAUUUAUGAAAAUGUGUGUGCAUGCAUAUGCAAAUGCUUCUAGGUCCCUUACACUUUUCAUAUUCACAUUGUGUUACAACAUACACACAGCUCCUGGCUUUCAAACCCUAUUCCACAAACCGAUUUGGGGGUCUUAAUGUACUGUAUUUUGUGAAAUCAUAUAACAGUACCCACACUGGAAGUGAAGCUUGGAUGUUUAUACAGUGAGAGAUUGGCUUACCUGUAGAAAAGACAGAUAUAUCAUACUGUAAAUUGUGUUGCAUAUUUUUAAUUCUUUAUAAUAUAUAAUUUAAUAUAUCUAUAUAUAUAUAUAUCUAUAUAUAUAUAUAGCAAAAAAAACACAUGCCAGAAAACAUAAAGCAAGCCUUUGCUUGCUUUGGAACACAAUAAAUGUGCCACGGUCAGCAUUUAAAAACAAAUAUAUAGAUUUACAUUUAUAUAUGUGUAAACAACUUCUUGCUUUCUGGUGUGAUUUAACUUGCAUUGAAACAACUUAAGUUUAAAUGAUGUUUAUACAGUUCAGGAUCCCUAGCAAACAAUUUGACCUAGAAUAGGCCUUCUUAGAGUAGUUCCAGCUUCCUGGCUCAUGUGGGCUCAUUAUUUAACACUGAAUUGUUAAUGAGGAACCAUACAAUAUUUGAAACACACAUUUACAUAGCACUUCAUGUUCUAUAGUUAAUCAAGACUUCCAAAUACUUGAACCACCCCAUAAUCCCAUGUGCAGGUGUGGUAGUGAUUGAUGUCCAAAUAAGGUUAUGGAUCUGUUAUUUUCCAUUCACAAGUGC
Acipenser ruthenus (sterlet) is the source of this 6043-nucleotide messenger RNA. RefSeq lists its product as uncharacterized. Bases 1 to 3060 code for a protein of 1019 amino acids. The transcript has 14 exons. The record is from RefSeq and is a predicted model, not a curated record. Gene Ontology annotation, molecular function: signaling receptor binding. Lineage: Eukaryota; Metazoa; Chordata; Actinopteri; Acipenseriformes; Acipenseridae.